AUGGAGAAUUCUCGAGAACCUGCAAGUGACCAAUUUGGUAGCAUAGAUGACCACAUUGGUAGCAGUACGAAAAAGCACAAGAAAGAUAAGAAGAAGAAGAAGAAGAAGAAUAAGAGUAUGGGUGGAUCAGCAAGUGUUCUACAGAGAGAAUAUCAGAUUGCUGGUAUUCAAGAAAGCCCAGAAGAUGUCGGCGCGUCGGAACGAAAUCCAACUACUUCACCUACACCACCCUCGGAAUUGAGCGCGAAAAAGGAAAAGCGAAGACGACAAAAGUCAAAUCAGAACGCUUAUACUGGGGAUGCAGAUAGACAAGAGGCAAGUUCAGAGGCUUACCCAUCUGGGCAAGUUGACCAGCCAGAGCUUGAUACAGAAGAAUUGACUGAGUUGGGCAACACUAAACAAUUAAAAUCGCAACAAAAGCGCAAGCAUCGAAAGUCUCACCAAGAAGAAUCGCAGAAUAGCUACGAAGACUAUGUCUCAAAUGAGCCAGUUGACGCAGCACAAUUGGAAGAUACAGAACAUCAAGAACCUGAAGUCGAAAUGACAACCACCGAUUCGGCGUCGAAAAAGAAAAACCGCCGCAAGAACCACAGAUCCAGUACAUCACAUUCGGCACCACUAGGUGAAGAGGAAGUUCUCCGACAAGUAGAAACUAAGGCCGAAGAGGACUUGACCCAUGCAAGCGAAAGAUCGAAGAAAAAGAAAAAGUCAAAGUUGGAAAAGACAGUUGCAUCAGAAGUUGCUCAAGGGAAUGAGGAAGCUCGCGAUCGAAACCGGUUUCCAAUUUUAAUCGACGAUGUCCCUCUAGAAGAUGCUUUGAAUAAGCAUUUCGGAGACGAAUCUUACCUUUUGAAGUCGAGCAAGAGAGAUCAAUCACAAGAAAACAUUGAGGAAAAUGGUACUCAGGUGCUGGGCAAUAAUAGUCAUACUUCUGACAAAUCUAUACCCUCAAAGUCAAAGGCCAAAAAAUCUGUCGCUAAACCAAAGACUCCGAAAGUCAACCGAACGGAAGCUGGCGAUGCAAACUCGGCUGCCCUACUGAAUCAAUUCAUUUCUGCCGGCAAGAAUCGUCGCUUGGAAUCAGAACCAGUUGUUCCGUCUGCAAAGGCUCUUGGGAAGAGACCAGCUAUUGAUGAACAAGUUGAGCACCAAUCGAAGAAAAGAAAACAAAUUGAUCCAGAUCCCAGGAAUGGUGACAUUCGCUCCAUGUUUUCUGACGAUGCUCAACACGGAGGUUCCACGGUGACUGCAUCAAAAACCAAGCAAAAGAAAAGACAACCUGCAUCGAAUCUUGAGGUGGUUAUUUCAUCACCUGCUGUAAGAACAAGCCGUUCUGGGAAUGAAGAGAUGGCAGGCUGGACUGCUUCUGAUAAAAGAUCAUCAUCUGCUGGGAAAGCUCAAGACACCUCGGAUGAUAGUUCAGAGUAUGAGGAACAGUCAGUGGACACAUCAACCACUCGUCGAAAGCGGUAUUUGCCUGUCGAUGAGCCUUCUCUAGUGGCGAUGGAAACACCAAAAUCGGGCAAAAAACCAAAGCAAAAACAAGCACCAUCCGAAAAGUCGACCAACAAAAAAUCCGCCAAAGCCAAAAAAGAUCCUUCGGGCGGAGCUAAGCCAAAACGCAGCAAAAGUCAAUCUGUUACGAGACCAAGGAACGGGAAUGGAAGACUCAACGAAGACGAGACAAGGAGGAUCGCAGACGCCGUGGAGUUGUAUCGUGUCGACAAUGGCCUGGAACAGCAUGCUCUCAAUACCAUCAUUCAGAACAAUGCUCUCAUCGAUGGAAAGAAAUUUUGGGAUUUCAUGACAGAGGAAGUACCUGAUGUUGCCAAGCGAAACCUCCAAAGUUGGUGUAGGAGAAACUUUCACAACUAUGCAGCACGAGGUAUCUGGACUCCCGAGCAAGAUGAAGAAUUGAUGGAACUCUUCAAGACAAUGCCCAAAAAGUGGUCUCUCAUCGGUGCUCAGCUCAAUCGUUUGCCUGAUGAUUGUCGUGAUCGUUGGAGAAAUUACUUAUCUGUCACAAAUUUAGAACUUGGUCCCUGGAAACUUGAGGAGGAAAAUCAGCUCAAGGAUGCUGUCAAAAGGUGUAUCGACCUCGUUCGCGAAGAUAGACGUCGAGAGGGACUACUCACACCUGAGGAGGAGAAGGACGAUACUUAUCACGAACACGAUAUAAGCUGGAUGAAAGUCAGUGAGCUCAUGGAUCUUUCCAGGAGUCAUCUUCAGUGCUAUCGAAAGUGGAAGUCGAUCAAAAAUCGAGAACGAGCUAGUACAGAUGACCUUGUCGCGGAACGUAUUGUAAUCAGCAACAGCUGGAAGAACCUCAAAAGUUAUCAGGAAGCAACCAAGACUCUGGCUGGAGAGAAGUUACAGUUUUUAAAAGCUAUUCGCGAUAGUAAAGCAGGAGCAGAGAGUAAGAUUGAUUGGAGAGCGAUUGAUGAAAAGCUCGAUCGAAACCACGAUGCAAUGGAAAUGAGAAUCUGUCUCCGCGGCUUGGUACAUAAUAUUACAACCCAUGCUAAUAAGACUCUUCAAGAGAAUGUUCAGCUACUCAUCGAAGCAUAUGAGCAAUCAGCACCUCAUGAACCCGAAGGUUAUGUUGACUUGCCUUUUGAAUCGACCGGUCUCAAGAAGAGAACCAGGAAGUCGAAAACCAGUGCUCUAUUUGAGGACAAUCCCGAGCUUUACGACGUCGGUGGUAGUGGCUCCAAGGCCAAGAUGAGACAUCGCAUGCUUAAGACAGAUGAAUCACAAGGAGAUCGCAAUUCUGCCGGCAGCCAGGAGAGCGAGCAAUUCAAUAAUUCUGUUCAAGUUCCUGAUUCGGCAAAGAAGUCCAAACGUGCAGCUCUUGUCAAGAAACCAAUUAAAUCAUUUGCACUGAGCACUGAAAGGGUAGCAGAUAGCGACGUCGAAAAUGACAACGAUGAUGGAGUACCAACCAGUGCGCAGAAGCCUCGAUCUGAAGACGAAGACGAUGAUGAAGAUGUUCAGAAACCACGAUCGAAGACAAAGAAGGCUAGCCAUAAGAAGAGUCAACUGGCGACCAGAACAAAAAUUGUCGAAGAGAGCAGUGAAGAUGAGCCAGAGCGCCAGCCAGAAUCUGAUUCCAACUCAGAUUCUGAGGAUGUUGAAAUGGCUGAUGCACAGUACGACCUGAACGAUAAAUAUCCCAGUAAUGAAACUUCUCAAUCUACUCAAUUUCACCUCGGCAGCAGUGGCUCCAAUGGUAACAAGAAGAACAAGCAUUCCAUCAGCCGUAAGCCAGAUAUACCUCUCGAUGACUCCGUUCACAACUACUCUCCCGUCGACUCCGAUGAAGAUUCUGAAAUGCAAGACCCAGAUGAAUUACAAGUUCCUGCUACACCAGAACAUGAAUUGCAAGAGGGAUAUAGCGAGCUGAGAGAAGAAAGUGCAGACCUCGAUGAGUCUGGUCAAGUUUAUCCAAAUGGUCAAGGCGAUGCCGAGAGUGAUGCAGAUAGUAUCAUGGACGAUAUGUCAGAUAUUCCAGCCAAAGUCAUCAAGAAGAGGGCACCUGGUAUUAAUGGUGAGGGGGGCGUAUAUUUUGGCAGAGAGUCAAGCGUUGACCUCGAUCAAUAA
Botrytis deweyae is the source of this 3600-nucleotide messenger RNA. RefSeq lists its product as uncharacterized. Bases 1 to 3600 code for a protein of 1199 amino acids. Gene Ontology annotation, biological process: regulation of DNA-templated transcription. Gene Ontology annotation, cellular component: nucleus. The record is from RefSeq and is a predicted model, not a curated record. Gene Ontology annotation, molecular function: DNA-binding transcription factor activity; transcription cis-regulatory region binding. Lineage: Eukaryota; Fungi; Ascomycota; Leotiomycetes; Helotiales; Sclerotiniaceae. The transcript has a single exon.